AUGAAUCGCAAUGCACUUUUUCUAUUCUUCUUCUUGGCUUUGAUUUCAGCCAUCAACGCUAUGCCACACCAGUUCUAUAAAAGAACCACCGAGUUCAAAAAAUGUCAACCUCCUGGUAAUGAUGUUGAGGUUACACGGCUCAAGAUACGCGUAGUGCCAGAUCCUAUCGUCUCUAAUCAAAACGCUACAUUCACAAUCUCUGGAACUGCGAAAGUGGAUUUUCCCACAGGUUCUAAUACCAAACUUUCGAUCACUUACAACAAGAUUGGAGGAAUUGGACCCGUUAUAGGUGAACCCUAUUUUGUCGAUUUUUGCGGAGACGGCAGCCCUUGUCCAGUUAAAAAGGGAGAUAAAUUUCAUCGAACGGUUUCAGCCAAAGCGCCGAACUUACCUACCAUAUAUUCUGCGACAAUCCUAAUUAAUGUACCGGAAGUAGUAUAUGCUUGUGCAAUAGCUACAGUCGGAAUAUAA
Paraglomus occultum is the source of this 471-nucleotide messenger RNA. NCBI's taxonomy places the organism in Eukaryota, Fungi, Glomeromycota, Glomeromycetes, Paraglomerales, Paraglomeraceae. The record is from the annotation of a GenBank genome assembly.